AGCUCUUCAGGUGGCGUCAUCAAGGACAGCUGGUGGUGGUCUACCGUCUGAGUGUAGUGGGUGUGGGCGUGGCCCCAAAAACACGGGCGGUGUGGGAGGUGGGCGUCACCGUAGCCAGGUGGUGCAGGCGCAAUGAACCAGCUGUGUCGAGUGUGCGGGGAGCCUGCCGCAGGCUUCCACUUCGGCGCCUUCACUUGUGAGGGUUGUAAGUCGUUCUUCGGGCGGACGUACAACAACGUGUCAUCGCUGGGAGACUGUAAGAACGGCGGCCGCUGCGUCAUCAACAAGAAGAACCGAACUUCCUGUAAAGCUUGUCGCCUCCGGAAGUGUCUGGUGGUGGGCAUGUCCAAGUCCGGCUCCAGGUAUGGUCGUCGCUCUAACUGGUUCAAGAUCCACUGCCUCCUUCAGGAGAAAGCCGCCUCCCUCACCAUCGCCAUGGAGCGUAAUAACAACACCCUGGCAGUGCAAGAGGCCAAGAGGGCUCUGCAAGGGCUGACCUCCUCGUCCUCGCCCACUCCGGAGGCUCCGACAAAAUCCAGCGAGGCCGGUGAGGAGACUAACAUCACCAUUAAGGAGGAAGACAGCGGGCCAGAAUCACCCGCCCUCAGCAGCCCGGAGUCUCAAGCCUCUGACAACUCCUUAGAGUCUCCUCUGGAUCCCAGGAGACCGCCAGCUCCCUUCCAUCUCUACCCGAAACUGGGGGUUCUCUCCCCCUUCUUCCUCCACACUAGCUCUGCCCUCACCUCUCCCUCCUCCACUUAUCCUCACCUGCCAUUUUAUCCAUACCUCUAUCCUGUCCUCAACAGACCCGCCGAGAGGCCGCCCACAUCCACGCCCAUACCCUCCCACUCCCCACCCCAUUCCUACAUACCUUCUCCCGCCCACCUUCACCAGGAAUCUCCCUCAGCCAACCAUCCGUUAAUUCUUCCCCAUAUUCGCGAGCCCUCCACCCACUCUCCCGCCACGAGCCACCCUAGACCUCCCACUCCACCUACCCACAACCUACCCACCCAGUCUCCUCGCACCGCCCACGCUGAACAGGAGGAAAAACCCAGCACCCACAGUACAGCUGAAGACCUCCGAAAGGCCCAGCAGGAGAUGGAACGUUCUACAUCCCCAGAUGGCAGGGGGCCGUCGACCCCCCGCUGUGGUGACGAGGCUGAGGAGCAAGAGGAACCCAUGGACUUGUCCGUCAGACGGGCGCCCACGCCCACGGCCCAGGCUGCCCCCAACAAGACCCCCAACACGUCAUCGGAGACUCAAGUCACCUACAGCAUGAGAGUGACGGCGGCGUCCCUCAGCCCAGGGUGUGGCCAGGACGCAGCAGCUCCUGUUGACCUCUCGUGCCGAGCCUAAGUAACGCCGGAAGUCUAGAUAGAUAUAAACCCUUUAGAAAUUCCUAUAUUUUUCACUUUUUUACAUUAUCUACAGUUACGUGGAACAGUUGUACAGAUGAUUUAAAUAUUCCAUUUUAUAUAAAAAAGAAAACAGAUUUGGUAGCAUUUGUAAAUGUUUGUAUUCCUUAACAGUUUGAGGUGGUCGAGUAUAUGAUAAAUACUCCCAUAUAGAGAACAAGAGAAAAAAACACAGUUUAUUCUCAUGUGUGAAUAAACGCAAUCAAAGUGUGACGGAGACAAAGCGAAAUAAAACAGAAUUUAUUUUCCUUAAAAAAAUAAAUAUAUCUGUCUUCAAAAAACAGAUAUUAACCGCAAUGUUUUUAGAAAGAACAUGACUUCACUAACCAAGAGACAUUGUAACAGCGGCUGGUAACAGUGAACACCUGUCUGUGGACGUCACUUUCGGAUCCCCACACCAAUGAAAUUCAUCUAAUAAAGUAACUUCCUGAUCACUAUUACAUCAAAAUACAUCUGUAAUUCUCUCUACAUAUUAUUUUUUUUUACUUAGUAUUGAUUAAAGACAAUGAAAUAUAGAAAAAAAAUACAUUAAAUUCUAACCCUUUGAGGACGAGAGUUUAUCCCCUCAAAAUAAACAACUCACAAUCCACACCUCACAAUCCACACCUCACAAUCCACACCU
Homarus americanus (American lobster) is the source of this 2037-nucleotide messenger RNA. Its product is annotated as knirps-related protein-like. The transcript is spliced from 3 exons. Gene Ontology annotation, biological process: regulation of DNA-templated transcription. The record is from RefSeq and is a predicted model, not a curated record. NCBI's taxonomy places the organism in Eukaryota, Metazoa, Arthropoda, Malacostraca, Decapoda, Nephropidae. Gene Ontology annotation, molecular function: sequence-specific DNA binding; zinc ion binding; DNA-binding transcription factor activity. Bases 133 to 1356 code for a protein of 407 amino acids.